AUGAGGCGCGGUGAUCGCUUUGUCGCGCUGGACGACGAUCUCCUCCAGCACGUGCUAUCCUUCCUGCCCUCCCGCGAUGCGGUGCGCUCAGCCGUGCUCUCCCGUCGCUGGCGCCACCUCUGGAAGUCCACCCCGGCCGUCCGCGUCGCCGGCAACGACGACCGCUUCCGCCUCUUCGUCAACAGCCUGCUGCUCCACCGUGACAGCGCCUCGCCGCUGCGCUCGUUCGAGAUCGAAGCCUACUUGACGAUAGCCGGGGAGGUCGACAGCGACGAUGAGGAUUACGGCGAGGAACCGGCCGAGGUCACCGACCCUCACGUCGACCAAUGGAUCAGGCACGCCGUGUCGUCCUGCCGCACCCGCUCGCUCACUGCCCGCUUCGUAGACGAGGAGGCUAUGUGGUCGCCUCGGCAGCCGCGGCCUUUCGCCUCCCCUCACCUGAUGACGAUGCACCUCCACUACGUCAAGCUCAAAGCCGGCCUCCUCGACUUCUCCUGCUGCCCGGCGCUGCUGCACCUCAGCCUCAAGGACUGCCGCCUCUACGCCGGCGCCUUCGUGUCGCCCUCGCUGGAGCGCCUCAGCAUCGUCGGCUGCGACAUCCGGGAGGCAGAUGGGCGUACCAGGAUGGCGAUCUCCAGUUCUCCACGCCGAGCCUCCGUUACCUGCACCUGUGCGACGAUGUAG
Molecule: messenger RNA, 684 nt
Organism: Lolium perenne
Lineage: Eukaryota; Viridiplantae; Streptophyta; Magnoliopsida; Poales; Poaceae
Product: MEIOTIC F-BOX protein MOF-like
Molecular function (GO): protein binding
Source: RefSeq, a predicted model, not a curated record